Molecule: messenger RNA, 1338 nt
Organism: Chironomus riparius
Lineage: Eukaryota; Metazoa; Arthropoda; Insecta; Diptera; Chironomidae
Source: the annotation of a GenBank genome assembly
AAAAAAUUAAAUGAAAGGAACUUUUAAAGAUUAAAAAAUUAAAUUGGCAUUUAAAGGAAUUAUGAUGAAUAAGAGGAUUCACGCAAAGUAUUUCAGUAGAUUUUUGAACCUUCUACCACAUCGAUUAUCUUGUCAUGACAGCACAAGAGCCACAAUAGCAUUUUUCAGUGUUUCUGGCAUAGAUGUUUUGGAUUCUUUAGACUUAAUUUCCGAGCAAUCGAAACAAAAUAUUAUAGAAUGGAUUUAUGGACUUCAAGUGAUUCCCAAAGAAGGCAACGUUAAAUGUGGUGGUUUUCAGGGAUGUACAGCAUUGAACUUAUUGGAUCCUCCUGAAAACUGUUCAACGGAUAACUACAAGUGGGGACAUUUGGCAAUGACUUAUACAUGCAUAGCAAUUUUAGUAAUAUUAGGAGACGAUUUGAGCAGAUUAGAUCGAAAGGCUAUUGUUGACGGUGUCAAGUCCGUCCAAAAACCUGACGGAAGUUUCAGUGCAUCUAUUGAAGGUAACGAGUUUGACAUGAGAUUUGUGUAUUGUGCAUGUUGUAUUUGUUAUAUGAUCAACGACUGGGGUGAUGUUGAUAAGGAACUGAUGGGUCGAUACAUUUUAAGUUCUAUACGAUAUGAUGGAGGCGUGAGUCAGCACGUUGAAAAUGAAAGUCAUGGAGGUACUACAUUUUGUGCUCUUGCGGCACUCCAAUUAAGCGAUCAAAUGCAUUUACUUACAUCGAAGCAAUUAGAGAAAGUAAAACGAUGGCUUCUGUUUCGGCAAGACGGUGGUUUUCAAGGUCGACCUAAUAAGCCAAUCGAUACAUGCUAUUCAUUUUGGAUUGGUUCUGCGCUCAAAAUUAUUGACGCAUUUGAACUGAGCAAUUUUAAAGAGAACAGGGAAUAUAUUUUAUCGUGUCAAGAUAUUGUGGUUGGUGGUUUCAGUAAGUGGUCAGGCACAACAUCCGAUCCAUUUCAUACAUAUUUUGGUCUGUGCGGUUUAAGUUUUCUACGUGAACCUGGUCUUUUAGACGUUAUGCCAAGUUUGAACAUAUCAAUGCGUGCUUACGAAAGACUGAAAAGCAUACAUAAAGUAUGGGAUUUGAAUUCACAAAUGGAAGUACAGCUGAACAUCGAAUAAACUUCUAUAAUCCGAAAGACUUUUGUGCGCCAACAUACAAUUCCUGGAUAGCAUAACAUCCAAUACAAAUUAUUGUUUUCAUUAGAUUAAAUUAGUCAAUCAAGUAUUUUUCAAGUGACAAGUCUUAACGAUCGCGACAACUGACUUAUUCAUCUGUUAUCAAAAUGGCUUUAAUUCCGUUGUACGCAUCGCUCUUUUGCAGCCAAGCAAUA